Vicia villosa (hairy vetch) is the source of this 1030-nucleotide messenger RNA. RefSeq lists its product as uncharacterized. Gene Ontology annotation, biological process: protein phosphorylation. Lineage: Eukaryota; Viridiplantae; Streptophyta; Magnoliopsida; Fabales; Fabaceae. Gene Ontology annotation, molecular function: protein serine/threonine kinase activity. The coding region runs from base 86 to 883 and encodes 265 amino acids. The transcript has 8 exons. The record is from RefSeq and is a predicted model, not a curated record.
ACAAAGGAAGAGAGAGAGACAAGUCACUUAUUUCACUUCAACCUCAUCCACACAAUAAACAACAUUUCUCAUUUUGUUGAAUCGCAUGGAAAACGUUCCAGAAUCUUCAUCGAAGGGGACCAAACGCCGGCGAGCUGAGAGUUCCGAUGCCGGAAACACCUCAUCAUCACUCGAGAACGAUCUUACAUUCACUGAUACGCUUAUUGCGCUUCGAAUCAUGCGAGCUCAAUUUCCCCAAAUUCUCAAUGUUUCGGUUGAACCGUUUAUAUUGAAGUCUCAAUUGUAUAGCAGUGUGAAGGACAGAACACAAGUGGAUAGGGAAUUAGAGUCUCUUCGGAGGGAUAAAGUGCUUCGCCUUUUUAAAUUAAAUACUGGACAAGAUGAUCAUGCUGUAAUGUUUUUGGAUGAUUACUUAAAACAGAUAGAUCGUGUUUUUAAAAGAAUGGAAGGAAAGACAGGAGCAGGAUUUGAAGUUUUUGAGUGGUUCAAAACUCAUGUCCUAGAUUCAAAGCUGGAAACUGGCAUUGAACAUCAGGAGCUUUGCUCACUUUUGUCACUUGGGGGAAAGGUGAAGGACAAUCACAUCUCCCUUCUAAUUAAUGCUGGCGUCCUUACCAGGCAACUUAUUGAUCCAAACAUGUAUUGGAUAGCAAUUCCAAAUAUUGGCUCACUUCUUAAGGGUCUUGUUCAGGGAAGGAAGGAAAUUAUUUCCCUUCUCAGCCGACGUCAAUAUAAGGAGAUGAUGUUGGCUGUUUUAGAAAAGAAGCGUCUUCGAAUGUCCCCACUCGAUAUGAGAUUUCAUCUUCGUGAUUUGAUUGGUUCCGGUCAUCUCAGAAGUGACCAGACUCCAGUUGGUAUAGUUAUCAGAGUAUCCAAAGAUUAGAGGUCCAGAAAGUCAUAGGUUUACUUGCAUCCAUGAAUUGAUUUGUCUGCUGCUUUUUACUCUUAAUUUGUUUAAGAGUCUUAGUGGCUUAUGCUUUGGACAAAUAAUUGUUAUUUUUUAUUAAUAAAUGGAUAUAUAAUUGGUAUA